Messenger RNA from Eimeria mitis, 1818 nucleotides. RefSeq lists its product as uncharacterized. The record is from RefSeq and is a predicted model, not a curated record. The transcript is spliced from 9 exons. Bases 1 to 1818 code for a protein of 605 amino acids. NCBI's taxonomy places the organism in Eukaryota, Apicomplexa, Conoidasida, Eucoccidiorida, Eimeriidae.
AUGGGGAAGUAUGCUUUGCUGUUCCCUCGUCUUGUGAACAAUGCACAGUUAAGAAUAACACAAACCGCCAAAGUCUGUCCAAGGCAGCUGCUGGAUGCAGCGCUGCUGGCACCUCCCCUCCCUUCUCUUGCGGCCUCUGGUUCUUCUCCCUUGCCCGGCACACAGGAGGCGCCGCCCCCUUCCAUGAAGGCAGACUCCUGCUUAUCCGCAGCCGCCCAAUGGCGCCCUAUUUUCCCUCAGACUUUCCCCCCCAACGCACACCUGCACGAAGGAGCAGCGAAGGAGAGCCGCGUCUCCGAACAUCAACAUGCAAAAGCAGAACGGACGUGGGAAAUACUGGAAAUGCAUGCAGUUGCGGCAUUGCCUAGCCUGAGCCCAGCGGGGAUCCUCCAGUUUCUGUUUCUAGCCUUAAGGGCGAACUUUCAUCCCAAACACUUCCUUGCAGAGUACCUUGCUCUUUGUCUGUGUUGCUGCGAGACGCAGCUACGACGCUUUGCGCUUGAUGGUGAGCCUGCGGCUCCCCCUGUCGAUACCUUUUGGUUGUUAUGGACGGCUAACGACUUGGCGCUCUUCUGCAAAUUGCACCACGUGGACGACGCGGAUCUUGUUGCAAAACUGCUUUCACGUGUCGCUACCAGUCUUUCUUACUUCAGUCCCGAGGACGUCGCUCUUAUCUUGGGGGCUGCGGCUGGGGAAUCAUCCUCCAGCCUGCGAGCAGCGCUGCUGCAGCAGCAGGAACAGCAACCAGUCGCAGCUGGGAAAGCUGCACAGCCCGGAAACGGCCCUGAACCUCUCCAUUUUCCUCCCGCAGCUGUGACUGCCAGGGCCCCCUCAGCUGAGGGAAACGGAGACGGUAGCCGGUCGUGCAAAGCAGGUCUUCCGCUAUUUCUGUUGCUUUUACAGCGUCUAGCCUCCCAGCUGCAGGAAGCCGACGUGAAUGAUUGCGUGCGGGCCUUCUUCGCUGCCUCCGGCAUCUACGCUGAGUUGGCUAAAGAUGCGGUGUCCCUCUCACCACCAGGGUCCAGUGGGGCAGCAGCCCCUCAGCAUAGUGCAGUUUCCGCUGCUCUAGAGCCGUUCCGUCUCCUGACAGAGCACUUGAGGUGCAAAGUCGCAGUAGCUUCGGCCAGCGCAAAGUUACGUGUCGUCACCGGUAGCGUUCGCCUGCUACAGUCCUUGAGGAAGGGGCCCGGGGGAGUGUCUCUGCAGGAAGCUGUUGCUGCUGCUGUGGACGCUGCAGCGGCAACCGAGUUCACUACAGCAGCAAGCAGUGUGCCUCUGCCGAAUUGCAGCGCUGCAAAUGACACUAGGCCGAUGACGGACAAGCCCUUCAGCCCACUAGUUUAUCCCCAGCAGGCUAUCAAAGUUGCAGUUCUCAAGAGUCCUCUCUUUGCUGUCCGUUCAAGGAGAGGCAAAGGCAGCCAGACACUCAACUGUGAUCAGAAGCCUGCAGGCUCGUGUUCAGCCUCCGCCGCAGAUACGUUAGAAGAGGCCUUGAAGGAGACGCUCUUAGCCUUUAUCUCCAGUCUGUGUUCCGUUCCAGGAGACUUGAAGGCCGCCGAGGGGAUGAUAUUCUUAGGGCUCCUGUGGCAGCUCUGCAUUCAUUACGGUUUUUCUGUCCCAUUCUCAUGCGUGGAGGGGCUAUAUUUUCACCUUCUGGCGAAUUUUCAUCAGUUGUCUGCUCGUGAAGUGGUGGCACUAACGGCCUCUUUUGAGCUGUGCCACUCCGAUGACGACGAUGAGAAUUGCAGUUAUGGAGGACAACUCACAGGAGACACGCCCCGAUAUCUUGGAGAACUGGUGAAGACACAGCACACUUAA